Messenger RNA from Stegastes partitus (bicolor damselfish), 1880 nucleotides. RefSeq names its product ABI family, member 3a (gene abi3a). Lineage: Eukaryota; Metazoa; Chordata; Actinopteri; Pomacentridae. Gene Ontology annotation, biological process: neuron migration. The transcript has 11 exons. Gene Ontology annotation, cellular component: actin-based cell projection; SCAR complex; lamellipodium. The coding region runs from base 16 to 1617 and encodes 533 amino acids. The record is from RefSeq and is a predicted model, not a curated record. Gene Ontology annotation, molecular function: signaling adaptor activity; SH3 domain binding.
GCUUCUGUGUGAAUCAUGAAGGACCAGAACUUGAACGACGAGGUGAAAAAGAUCCUGGAAGAAGCUCCGAACGCCAGGAAAGCUCUGCGAGAAAACUAUGACAACCUGCUGAAUGUGGCAGAGUACUGCUACAACAACUAUGCACAGUCAGGUGACGGCAGCAUGAAGGCAUUGGAGGAAACUAAAAACUUUACCACCCAGUCACUGGCCAGCGUCGCCUACCAGAUCAGCACUCUGGCCAAUAGCGUCCUGAGUCUGCUGGAUGCUCAAACCAAUCAACUUCGCCACAUGGAGUCUUCCAUCAACCUGAUUGGUCAGACGGUGGAGAUGCACAAAGAGAAGGUUUGUCGAAGGGAAAUUGGCGCCUUCACAGCGGUCAGACGAGUCCCUCGCAGCCACAAGAUCUUCCCUCCUCAAGGCUCACAGGCCCGCCCACCAUACAGCCGCCGACCAAUCAACUACCAGCAGCUGGACGGCCUGGGCCACGGCAUGAAGGUUUCUGGGAAACAGUCAGACCGAACAGGAACCAUCCGGAAACAGGGAGCCUCCGUCAGGUCCAACAAGCCUGUGGAGGCGGUGCAGUGUCCGGUGGCGCCCCCUGCAGGAGGCUCCAGCUUUGGGAAAGCUGUUGCUCCGCCUACCAUCCCGCCCACCUGGCAGGCUCCACCUGAGUGUGAUAUCAUCACCACGCUGCUGGAUGACACCCCGCCCCCUCCGCCGGCAGACAUUGAGAUCCCGGCUCAGGAUGAUGAGGUCACUAAUAUCUUAGGCCUACCCCCUCCACCUCCUCCUCCAGAUUCAUCAGGAGACAUGGUGGCUCCGCCUCCUCCCCCUCCCCCUCCACCAGUUCCUCCUCCUGCAAUGGGUCUGACCAAUCAGAGUGCUCCGCCCCCAGCUCCACCUCUUAGCCUUGAGACAGUGGUGGAGGAGAACAGCUUCCCCCCUCCCUCGCCUCCUCCCCCUCCUCCCUCUGAUGAUGAUGGAUUCCCUCCGUUGUCCAGUGACGGCUCAGAGCUGCCAGCCCCGCCCCCACCCCCUCCACCCAGCCAGGAAGUGGACGUGACCCUCCCCAACAGGAGGAGUCGCCGCCGCCGCUCCCCCCCCACCACACGCUCUGUGUCUUUAAGGGUCCGCUCAGGCCCCGCCUCCCGCUGCCGCUACACCCGCUCCCUCUUCCUGCCUGCUGUCCAAUCACUCAUGAUCCCCCCUCCCCCGUCUUACCCGCCCCCCCGCACUCCUGCUCGUUCCCCCGCCUCCCCCCUCUCCCUGCUGCCCCCCUCCUCCUCGCCUCGACUCUGCUUACCUGCUCGCCUGCAACACCUGGAUCUGGAGAUUCCAGCCCCGCCCCCCGCUCUCCUAUUGGAUGAUGAAGUGGACUUUGUUGACAUCAUACCGCCCCUUCCUCCACCAGUGGACUAUGACACCAGCGCCCCCCCGGAGUACCUGGAAAAAGUGGUGGCGCUCUACGCCUACGAAGCAUCGAAGCCCGAUGAUCUUUCCCUCGCCGAGGGUGACAUCAUCUAUGUGACUCAUCGCCAUGACGACGGCUGGUGUCAGGGUUUCCUGAAUGGCAAACAGGGAUUCUUUCCCAAUAACUACGUCCAGGCAUGUGACUAGAUGAAGGCCCGCCCCUCUGUCGCCAUAGAGACGUCCCCAUCAGUGUUAUUGAUCCUCUGCCUCAGAAGUAUUAUUAUUAUUAUUACUGCACUGUACUGUAAUAUUACUGUAGUACUACUCGUGAUGCUACUAACCGCUGUGGUACAGUGAAGGCCUCAGCGCUGCCUCCUGUGGGACACUGAACCAAACUACAGCUGAAGCUUCAAACUGAACCUCGGAUGUUCCACUGUGAAAUAAAUGUCCUCUGUUCCUGCAGCCUCUCA